This is a messenger RNA of Aspergillus wentii DTO 134E9, 2320 nucleotides long. RefSeq names its product putative amino acid transporter. The transcript has 2 exons. NCBI's taxonomy places the organism in Eukaryota, Fungi, Ascomycota, Eurotiomycetes, Eurotiales, Aspergillaceae. Gene Ontology annotation, cellular component: membrane. The record is from RefSeq and is a predicted model, not a curated record. Gene Ontology annotation, molecular function: L-amino acid transmembrane transporter activity. The coding region runs from base 105 to 1949 and encodes 614 amino acids. Gene Ontology annotation, biological process: amino acid transmembrane transport.
GGAUUUGACAUCACCCCUGCGCUGGCAUGGAGAACCCCGUCAUUGUCUACUGAUCAGCCACUUCAAUCCUCCGUGUUCAUUGACCGACUUGUACGCUUUACAACAUGUCUCCUGCGACUUUUUCACGAGAAGGCAGGUCCGAGAAUCAUCAUGCCCCUCGAGAUUCUCUAGAGCUCGCCUCUCUUGCGUCCUCUUCGCCCGACUCCGCAGGUAGAUCUUCCCGCUCCUCGUCACCCUCCGGCAUCUCCUCGUCGCGCAAGCUCUCUCUUGAGGGUCAAGACCCUCUUUCCGAGUCCCAUUUCGACGCAAACCUCGAAUCAGGACGAUCGAGGUCAGGCCGAUCAUACUCCAUAUCCUCCGCGUUUGAUUUCGGGAGAACGCUAUUUCCCUUGUCGCAGACGGCAGGGGGUUACGCUCCCUUAGGUGCCCCGUCGGCGCUUGACCGACAAGGUGGAAUCAUUGAUGGAUCGUUGGAAAGGAACAAGACCCUAACAUAUCUGAAUGGGCUGUCACUCAUCAUUGGUUUGAUUAUUGGCUCGGGGAUAUUCUCCUCUCCGAGCCAGGUCAAUGCCAAUGCGGGGUCCCCCGGUGCGUCGCUCAUUGUGUGGGCCGUUGCCGGGUUGCUUGCAUGGACGGGUGCUGCCAGCUAUGCAGAGCUCGGAGGCGCGAUCCCUCUAAAUGGUGGAUCUCAGGUAUAUCUUGCGAAAAUCUUCGGGGAGUGGGCGGGCUUUCUUUUCACCUGGUGUGCCGUCCUGGUGCUGAAGCCUGGAAGCGCUGCCAUCAUCGCCAUCAUAUUCGGUGAAUAUGUGGUUCGCGCGGUAGUGGGUGCAGAUGCUGAAAUGGUUAACCCGUGGAUCAACAAGGGUGUUGCUUUCGCUGGGCUUUUUGUCAUAGGCCUGAUGAACUGCAUCUCCACCAAGGUUGUCACUCGCAUUGGUGACAUUUUCAUGUUCUUCAAGUUCAUCGCUCUAAUUGGAGUCACCGUCACCGGAAUCGUGGUAGCCAUAACAGGGCUUUCUUCGAAUGGCAGUGCGAACAAGGAAUGGAAAACAGGUUGGUUUGAAGGCACCAACACAGACAUCUCCGGCUUUGCUGUGGCACUGUACGGGGGUCUGUGGGCGUUUGACGGUUGGGACAACACAAACUAUGUGACGGGCGAAUUCAAAAACCCGAAUCGCGAUCUCCCGCGUGUGAUUCACACGGCCAUGCCUUUGGUCAUUCUCUGUUAUCUACUCGCAAAUGUUUCUUACUUUUUGGUUCUGCCUCACUCCACGAUUGAAGCAAGCAACACGAUUGCCGUCCAGUUUGGAGAUAAAGUGUUUGGGUCGGUUGGCGCUCUGAUACUCGCCCUGGUGGUUUCUGCGAGCUGUCUAGGCAGUCUGAAUGCCACCAUUUUCACCAGCGGAAGACUGGUCUACGCUGCUGGUAAAGAAGGCUAUUUGCCCGAGAUAUUUGGAAACCUCGGAAUUGGUGGCUCCUCUAACCCAGCAAGCAAUCGAUUGCAGCGUCGAUCUUGGGCCAAUAAAUCUAUAUCUCUCUUGUUUGGGGAUGAAAGCCAAAUCGGAUACACACCCAUCAACGCCAUGGCCCUGAACGGUGUGCUUAUCGUGACAUAUGUCAUCCUCGGCGAAUUCAAGACCCUUGUCACUUUCUACGGUGUUGCCGGGUAUACAUUCUACUUCCUAACUGUGCUCGGUCUGAUUGUGUUGCGGAUCCGGGAACCACAUCUAGAACGACCCUACCGAACCUGGAUCACGACACCUAUUAUCUUCUGCUGCGUCAGCCUUUUCUUGCUCAGUCGCGCCAUCAUCGCAGAACCGUUGCAGACGCUGAUCGUUGUGGCUUUCAUUGUCGCUGGUGUGCCCGUUUACUUCUGGCGUAUACAUCAACGGGAUGGCAGACUCACGUUCCCUGGCUGGAAGUUUUGGCAAUUCCGCUGGUCUAGAUGAUUUCAGCGAUGAUCGCCAUUCCCCCUUUUCCUUCUUAUUAAACUAUUAUUAAAAUCUUGAAUGUCGCACAUGAAUCGAUACCCAUGCAUAUAAUCCGGGUGUAUGAUGAAAACGGAGCUUACAGCGUUGCUUUUUUUUGUUUGCCUUUGCGUCAUUGGCAUAUGAUGAUCCGGGCAAUUGGUUGACGUUGUUUUCCAUGAGAGGUGACAUCUUCGUCUAUAUAUGUCUUACCGGAAAGUAAUAUAAGAUUCAGUCCAGUUCAAUAAUAAUAAUUAAUCAUUAAUAUCUGUUAAAAGUGCUUUUAUAUUGUGUAUUCUGCGAAUUAUACACUCUCAUUCCCCAGGCCAUCCCACACAUUCGCAUGUACAAGA